Pollicipes pollicipes is the source of this 734-nucleotide messenger RNA. RefSeq lists its product as uncharacterized. The transcript has 6 exons. The record is from RefSeq and is a predicted model, not a curated record. Bases 180 to 734 code for a protein of 184 amino acids. NCBI's taxonomy places the organism in Eukaryota, Metazoa, Arthropoda, Thecostraca, Pollicipedomorpha, Pollicipedidae.
CUAGACUGACGAACGUAGUUACCGAACACACCUUCUUGCCGUGAAUGGCGCGUCGCGUUGUGUGGGGGCGGGAGCGGCUGGCGUGCACGUCACUUUCGGCAGAACCGUGGGCGGACUGUGGGAAUCGCGGCGUUCUUUAUCCAGGCUGAGCUCAAGAUGUUUCUGAAGAAUGGAGCUGCAUGCACAGUAUGAUGGACUUCCCAUAUAUUGAUGAACAGGUGCCAGAUGAGUCCUCACAGCAGCGGGCGCUGCCGGUAUGCCGGGCGCCGCAGCGGCUGCACAGCUGGUACUCUGAGUCGUCAGAGGACGCGGCCGUCGGUCGCGGCCCAUUCGCCGACGAGAUCAGCGUCAACAACCUACUGGAUGAGGCCGGCAGCUGGUCGGCCUGUGAAGAGGAGGAGGCUGGCCAGCCGGACUGGCCGGUCCCUUCGCAGCCCGACUCUGACCCGGUCUCCACCGUCAGCGACGCCGUGCCCGUCCACAACGGCCUUGGUCAGGCGCCGGACAGCGGCUACAGCGACCAGAGCAGCGCCCAGACACAGGAGUGUGACACGCCAUGCCACGGCCGGUCGGCGGCGCCGACGCGACCGGCGCCGGAGCGCGAGCUGCCCAGUCUGCUGCAGGACGUGCUGGCCGCCGUCGGGCCGCCCAGCUACGUCGGAGACGUCCGCGUUACCGGCAGCAGCGAUGUGGUCAUCGGCAACGUCAUCAAAUGUGGAAGCAGCGGCCUCUGA